AUGCCCCAGAAAGAAGUCUGCCCGCGAGGAUAUCAGCAGGUCCCCGGGGAUGCACACACAAAGGCCUUGGUGCACCUCCGCAGCAGCUCCAGCACCAGCAAAAAACCACCGUUUGACUUCACCUUCGAGGCGAUUCGCCAGAACCUGUUCCGGGUGACGUUCACUUCGUCCAGCCACCCGCUUGCGCCGUAUCCCAGUGUGACGAAGCCAGAGAUCAACCUGCAGAAUGUCAACGUAUUUACCAAGGACAACGGCUCGUCCAAGACCUUCGAUGUCGGUGGCGUCACAGCCUCGCUGGACUGGAGCCACACUCCAGUACUUUCCUUGUCAUGGACGGGCUCGGCGACUCCGCUGCACCGCGACCUCCCGUUGCGUUCGUAUGUAGCCGACUCCGACGGCAUUGCGCACUAUUCAGUGCACGACCGAGAUGCGCUGCAUGUGGGAUUGGGCGAGAAGUCAGCUCCCAUGGAUCUUAGCGGGCGCAACUUUCUUCUCUCCGCCACAGACUGUUUCGGGUACGAUGUGUACAACUCGGAUCCGCUUUACAAGCAUAUCCCACUGUUGAUCAAAGCAACUCCGGAGGGAUGCGUGGCCAUCUUCUCGACCACGCAUGGCCGGGGCUCAUGGGCCGUGGGAUCCGAAAUUGACGGUCUUUGGGGCCAUUUCAAGGUGUACCGCCAGGACUAUGGCGGGCUCGAGCAGUACAUGAUCGUGGGCAAGACCAUCAGGGACGUCGUCAGGUCGUACGCCGAGCUGGUGGGGUUCCCUCUGCUGGUGCCGCGGUGGGCGUAUGGGUAUAUCUCCGGCGGAUACAAGUAUACCAUGGUCGACGACCCGCCGGCGCAUCUGGGGCUUCUGAAGUUUGCAGAGAAACUGAAGGAGCAUGGAAUCCCGUGCUCGGCGCACCAGAUGAGCUCGGGCUACUCGAUCGCCGAGACGGAGCCCAAGGUGCGCACGGUCUUCACCUGGAACAGAAGUCGGUUCCCGAACCCGGAGGAGUGGAUUGCCAAGUUCCAUGGGCAUGGCAUUCGGCUUCUGACCAAUAUCAAGCCCUUCUUGCUGGCUUCUCACCCUGACUUCAAGCGUCUUGUUGACGCUGGCGGGUUCUUCACGGACCCAGAUACGAAGGAGCCUGGGUAUAUGCGUCUGUGGAGUGCAGGUGGUGCCACCGGAGGCGAUGGCUGCCAUAUCGACUUCACAUCGCAGGUCGCCUUCAAGUUCUGGUACGAUGGCGUCCAGAGUCUGAAGCGCGUUGGCAUCGAUGGGAUGUGGAACGACAACAACGAGUAUACAUUGCCUGACGAUGACUGGAGUCUAGCGCUUGAUGAGCCCACCGUAUCCGAGGCAGCGAAGAAAGACGUCCAGAAUUCCGUCGGAGUCUGGGGCCGUGCUAUCCACACAGAGCUUAUGGGGAAGUCUUCCCACGACGCUCUUCUGGACCUGGAGCCCCAGCAGCGGCCUUUCGUCCUGACGCGCAGUGCUACUGCUGGGACUUUGCGGUAUGCUGCGAGUUCCUGGAGCGGAGACAAUGUCACCAGCUGGGACAAUAUGAAGGGCGCAAAUGCCCUAUCUUUGAACGCGGGAAUGUCGCUGCUACAGUGCGAGGGACAUGAUAUCGGUGGUUUCGAAGGACCCCAACCCUCCCCCGAACUACUCCUCCGCUGGAUCCAACUGGGAAUCCAUUCCCCUCGCUUCGCAAUAAACUGCUUUAAAACCUCGCCCAAAGACAGCUCCGUCGGCGAAGUCAUCGAGCCAUGGAUGUACCCGGAGAUCACACCCCUGGUCCGCGCGACGAUCAAGCGUCGCUACGAAAUGCUGCCGUACAUCUACUCGCUAGGACUCGAGAGCCACAGGACGGCAUCGCCGCCGCAGCGCUGGAUCGGCUGGGGCUACGAGUCCGACCCAGAGGUAUGGACGAAGCGGCUCAAGGCCGGCGACGAGCAAUUCUGGUUCGGUGAUACCAUCCUCGUUGGCGGCGUCUACGAGGCUGGCGUCAAUGUGGCGCACAUCUACCUACCUCGUAAGACCUCCUCCUCUGGCGGCGGUGACAAUCACUUCGACUUCGACUAUGGAUACGUCAACCUCAACGCCCCAUACACAUAUUUCGCCUCAGGCCAAUGGGUCGACAUCCCUGCCGAAUGGAAAACAAGCAUCCCCCUGAUCGCGCGCAUCGGCGGCGCCAUCCCCGUCGGCAAGAGCGUGCAAACCCGCGUACCGGGGGACAACACCGCGGCAUCGCUGGCAGUCGCCGAGCUGGACGACUACCGCGGCGUCGAGAUCUUCCCGCCACAGGGGAGCUCGCAUGGCACGGUGUUUGCGCGGACGUGGUUCGAGGAUGAUGGCAUCUCGUUGCAUCCCUGCUCGGCGUCGUAUACAAUUCGCUAUAGUUCGACGGAGGAGAAAGUUUUGGUGGAUUUUGUGCGCGACGAGAGCGGUGGGUUUGUUCCUGCUUGGAGGGAUUUGGAUGUUGUUUUGCAUUAUGGGGAUCAGAGACGAGUUGUUUCGAGUUCGGGGUUGGUGGUUGAGGUUAAGGGGAGAGAUGAUCGGGGGCGCAUGGUUUAUACUGUGAAAGCCUAG
Molecule: messenger RNA, 2577 nt
Organism: Penicillium alfredii
Lineage: Eukaryota; Fungi; Ascomycota; Eurotiomycetes; Eurotiales; Aspergillaceae
Product: putative alpha-glucosidase
Exons: 3
Coding region: 1-2577 (858 amino acids)
Biological process (GO): carbohydrate metabolic process
Molecular function (GO): hydrolase activity, hydrolyzing O-glycosyl compounds; carbohydrate binding
Source: RefSeq, a predicted model, not a curated record